Molecule: messenger RNA, 4534 nt
Organism: Frankliniella occidentalis (western flower thrips)
Lineage: Eukaryota; Metazoa; Arthropoda; Insecta; Thysanoptera; Thripidae
Product: TLC domain-containing protein 3A
Exons: 6
Coding region: 131-1201 (356 amino acids)
Biological process (GO): lipid homeostasis
Cellular component (GO): endoplasmic reticulum; membrane
Source: RefSeq, a predicted model, not a curated record
GAGGAGCUAGGCGCGGGCGAGCUCAGCGAGCUCAGCGAGCUGUAGCAGAAGCAGACGGCACUCAAUGGAUUUGGCGGCGUCCCCGUCCGCAGGGGAGUGUUAACCUUUUCCCCCAAGGAUUCUAUCGUAAAUGAUGGAGGUCGGCGCUCCGAAAACUAUCAAUGGCAGGGAGAAAAGUGUGGAGCAGAACAUGCAAUGCAGUAACUGUGCCUUGUACCUAUUGGUGGUCUCUGUUGUUGGAUCACUAAGUGUUGCUGGAAUAUCCUUGAUACCCCUUCAUCCGAGUGACCACAUUCCUAUUGCCCUUGGAGCUUGGCUUUCAGCACUUGGCCUAGUAUUUUUUGUUUCUUUAUUUGCUCUACUGAACCAUGUUGGACUUGAAACAAAAAUUGGGCAGCGUUGCCGUAAGAAGUAUCAGCUUAACAUAGGAGAGGUUCUCGACAUUUCUAACAAAAUUGUAUCUGCUGUUCAAGCUGUCUUAUCAUGUUUUACUGGGGUAGUUGUAUGUGCUUGGUCAUGCACAAGAAAUUUUCUCCGUUCUUCCCACUUUAUUUCAGAAGCGUAUGCAUGGUUUGGCGCAGCUUAUUUUUUUUAUGACAUUUGGUCUAUGUAUAAAGUUCAUUUGUGUACCGCUGUUAAUGGAGCUAUUAACGGCACUGUUAAUAAGGAGAAACAAAAAGGCCGUCUGAGCAAAGUUGCUGAUUUUCUUAUAAGACAACCUCUAAUAAUUCUACAUCACCUUUUUAUUGGAUCGUUUGGGUUUCUCCUGAUUGUGUAUCUGCGUGGUGGUCUGGGAGAUUGCGUAUUUGGGUUUGUCUAUCUCAUGGAGCUUAGCACCCCUUUUGUUUCAAUUCGUGGUAUCCUCAGUAAAUUAAAGAUGAAAGCAUCUAGCAUAUAUGUUAUAAAUGGGCUUACCAUGCUCUUAACAUUUUUCUUGUGUCGUUUGGCAAUGUUUCCGUAUGUUAUGUACAUGUACAGUGAAUUCAUCAACCAAUCAAUUUGGGAGGCAAUGAAGAGCCUUCCAACAGGUUGCAAAGUCAGCAUGGCUAUUUUAACAAUUCCACAGUUCUAUUGGUUCUCUUUGAUGACAAAGGGAGCUGUGUCUAUAUUUUCAAGCAAAAAAGGAAAUGGUGGUGCUCAACCUUGCAACUCUACUACAUGCAAACCACAUACGGCAGGUGGGGGUGACAUAAGAAGCUGAUCUUCUGUUGUGUUGUCAAUUAUUUUAGGAGUCAAACCUUAUGACUUUUUGCCCACUUAAGAGCACAACCUCAUUGCUUCCUCACUACAUGUUUUCUUCAAACAUCAAAAUGUUCAUGAAUUCUAAUGCUUAAUAUUUUAGAGACAGAGUUUUGUUUUCCUUGUGAAAUAUUCUUAUAAGUGCUUCCAUAAUGAGGGCAAAUGACUUCUACAUAGAAAUCUACCUGUUAUUCCGUCUCCAAUUAAAAACAGUAUUCUUGUACUGGGGCCACAGUUAUCUCAUGUACUUAUCUUUCCAAAUGUGAUUUGACUUUGUUAAGAUAUUUAAUGAUAUUCUGAAUGUCUUGUAAACAGCUUUCUCCAAACAGUAUGUAUUAAGAACGCACAAGUUUUUCUAGAGGAGUAUAGCUGCGCAAUUUUGCAAUGCAAAGGGCGCACUGUUAUUUUUAUCAGCAUUUGUAUGAAUGUCUUAUUGAUUGAUUAUUUAGCCCCCUCCACUUCCCUAUUCUCUCAUCAGCUGGAUGAGUGUUGACAGUAAUUGAAAUGUUGCCGCUAUGAAGUAUUCUGUUCCUGUAAAACCAAAGAUUAACCUUCAUGUAGUGAUAAGUUCUAGUUGGCAGCUACCUCUUUCCAUGUGCAGAUUCAGAACUUUUCUGUCUCCUUAUUACCAAUAUCCUGAGACCUUAUAUAAAUUCUUGGUUGAUGUUUACUCAUAAGGAAAAUGUUAAAUUUGACUGCUGGUUAUGUUCUGAUUUUACCGCUUUAAUUUACAUGGCCUAACAUGACGACUUUGUUAUGGAACAGAAUUUUCUUGCGAUGCCCCCCCUUUUUUUUUUCAAGAUUGUGGCAGGAUCAUAUGUUCUACAUUUACGAUGUUAAAGCAGUGUAACUCUUACCAAAUCGUCAUUUCAUUAGAUAUAUUUCAACAAUUAACAAGAACUUGCAAGAUUUUCUUUUCGCAUUUGAAUGACACAGUUUAUGGAAUUGUUAUCCUCUGCCGGUUCUCCCUGCCCCCAUCUACUGUAAGCUCAUACAGUGGGCCCCUUUUUAAGUGUUUUUUUUCAUUGCUAUGUUAAUUUGGAAUGCCUGUUUGUCUAGUUUGCACUAUUACUGUGCUUUUGCUACAUUGGCUGUGUCAGUGCUUGAAAAUGAUCACAAUUAUGUAUUCACAGUUGUAACCAAAGUAUCUGUGUAAACAGCUGUUCUUCACAAUUUUACUCUUUUAUUUUAUGUACUAUUGUGUACCGUAAAGUAUUUUUGUAUUUAUCUUAUCAUUUUAUUUAUUUUGGAGUUUCUAUCAUUUUCUCUGGGGUACGCAUUGUACUCUAAAUUAAUGUAUUUGCUUUUAUUCCCUUUAAUCGCAAGGUAACUCAUCUCAUAUGCUGCAAAAGAUUUCCAGACACAUUUACCUUCUAGUGCUUCCUGUCAUACGUAUAUCCCACAUCGCAAUUUCAAAAACAAUUCGGAAGGUUGAGCAUUAAAUAUUUAAUCUAUGUUUGAUACGCCUAAAGCUCACUUUAGUAAUUUGAUUGGGGAAUGGCUCUUGCUUCCUAUACCAGUGAGCUGUUUUGUCACACUUGUUUAACGAAGUCUGGUAACCUUUUUGUCAUAUUUACCUGUGUAUGAUCAAUUCUGUUUAUUUCUUUCAGUUCACAUAUUUUUGUUUGCAGUGUAUUCUUAAUGUGGUAUCUUAUGGUAUCACUUUGAUUUCCAACAAUGAAGUAGACUGAUCAAUGUCUAUCUUAUGUCUUACCAAUAAUGUUAAGUGUUCCUCUCACUUAUAUGCAAUUUUUGUUUAGUCGAGCUUGGAUGAACAAGCUGAGUAUUCGUUUUAAAUAUAAAUUGUUCUAGUGACAUUAUUUACCAGCAAUAUUGUUACAUGAUUGAAGGAUAGAGUAUGAAAAUGGUUAAUGUUUUUAAAAAUUAUCUGCAGGGUACAUGUUGUUUUCGUUCUAGCUUAGCCCUCUAAUUGAAUGUCAUAUAAAUAGGAGAGUGGGAUACCCUAUUUCACAAAAUUUUGAGCACCUUUACUUUAUUUACUUGAUUCUAAGCCACAUCCCAAAUUUUACAGUUGAAGUCAGAGGGGAAAAUCCUGAAAGACAGAUACUUGGUUCUAAGCUACCCUCUACUUAUGGGUUUCAAAAUCCGGAAAAGGGGUGUUACAUAGAAUUGAAUAAAAAUGGCAUCUUGGGAAGUGUGGAUUUGUGUGGUUACUUAAGUUGUGAAGUACACUUUCUUUACUUUUGUGGUACUAUUUCUAUUGUUAAGUUUGUUAACAUUUAAUAUUGAUAUUUCAUUGUCUGAACAAUCUUUGUUAUUUUAAAUGACUUUAAAUUAAUGUUGAAAAAGACAUUUGAAUUGAACUUUGAUGUUUCUUAUAAUUAUAUAUAAAGUGUGAUUACCUUUUGACUUAUAGUGAUGUGAUACAAUAUGAGAGACAAUCAACUUGAACCUGUCUUCUUACAUGGAACAGUGAUGUACCAAUUUGCUUAUUUUUUUUGCAGUUUUUUUUUUUUUUUAAUACACUUCCUUAAAUGUCAGUAUGAACCUGACAUUAAAUGUGAUAGAUUAAGUACCACAUAUAUUUACUGAACUCUGUAGAUGUUAACACUACUUUGCUCCAUUUCUAAUACAUAUACUUUUGCGGUAAAAUAAUGUGGUAUCCUCUUUAGAAGUAUGGGUAUGACCUAGUCUGUUGAUACUGUUACCGUCAGUUGUGCACUGGCUUUCGUGAGACUUAAAAAUUAAAACCAAAGUCUGCCUUUUGAAUAAAAUUAUUAAGUAAAGAAAGGGUUGAAAAUGUGUUUAUCGUUGAGUUUAUGUUGUUGGUUUGUCAUGAGCUCCUUGCUGUUUGUCUUGUGACUGCUAUUCUGUUCCCUUUUCACUGAAAGACGGCUUUUAUCUCUUCUGCAGAGACUCUUGCAGAUUAUUGUUUUGACUCCUCUUGAUGUUUUCACAGUUUGCCCAAAUGAGUAAUUAUCACUGUUUUCAUCUGGGGGAUUAGUUUUGCACUAUUUUAAACUUUUGAGUUGCGUUCCAACCUAGAAAUAUGUUGAAAAUUAGACAUAUUUUGAAGGUUUGUGGCAACGUUGGUUCUAUCAGGCAUUUCUUUUCUGUUGUCUUCCAUACUAUCCAUUUCAGGUACAUAUAUUUCUGGAAAGAGUUGUUGUCCCAACAACUACCUCUUUGUAUUUCAAUCUAGUCAGUGGAAUUGUGCAAGUAAAUCUACUGCAAUUGUUUUAAGGAAGAAAUCCUAUUGCUGCUUUACUAAAGGUUUUGUGACUGACUGUGGAAUCGCUAUUAAAAGCUAGCUUUGCUAUCUCAAACUUAUAAA